AUGUCAAUAAGAAUUAUUAAAGAAAUUGCCUUAUGUAAAAAAGAAUUUACUGAAUUAGGAAUCAGUUUUUGACGAAUGAGAGAGAGAGAUUAUUUUACUAAUGAUAUUUCUAUUCUUGGAAUUGCUGAAAGAUGACUGAAAACUUCCUUAUAUAUUCAAGGAUUUAUCUGAAUUGGAAAUAAUGGGGCCAAUUGCUGGCAACAGAGGAUCAGGCGGAACUGGGUUACUAAUACAUGAAACAUUUGCAAAUCUAAUAACAUCAAUUGAAACUAACAAUCAUAGAAUAACAGCAACAUUAAUUGAAGAUUACUUAAUAAUAGUAGCCUAUGCCCCAGUAGUAGCAAAUCACCAAAGUAAGAAAUUAAUAGAUGACUAUAUUGACUUUAUCAUAGAAGUUCAAGAAAUUAUUCAAAAAAAUCAAAAGGAUAGACGUCAAAUAGUACUAUUGGGUGAUUUUAAUGCACAUCUAAAAGGAUAUUUAUCUGAAAUCGAUGAUCUAACAGGAGAGAUAUUUUCUAAAAUUUAUAAAAGAUUCUCAUCUAUACAUUCUCAAUGAUAUGCAAAUAUCAACUUUUUAGAGGUCAUAAUACACACACAAUUAUUGAUUACAUUUCUCUCAAACUCAACAUCAGAAAUUAUUUAUAUAGAAGUCCCUCAAUUAAAUACUAACCAUAUUUUACUCCUAUCACGCAUUUCGAUAAUUAUAUCAUUAGGAACUCAAAAAACAUUAUUCCAUGAUAUAAAACUAGAAGGAGAUGAACAUGAAGCCUUUAAAAGCAGACUCUUCCUUAAAUUCAAAGAAAAAGGUAUUUUUCAUAACAAAUAACCCUUCUCAAAUCUAUACCGAAAUAAAGACUAUCUUAGAUGAAGAAUCAAUUAUUCUAAAAAACUAAAUUACAGCCUGAUCAUUUUAAAACUCCAGAAAUGAAAAUUUUAAGGAAAAGAAUUAACAAACUCAAAGAAUGAAUCAAAUUUUGCUAUUCUCAGAAAAAUAAUGAAUUUAUUGAAAGAAUAACGGAAAGUAAAGAAAAUAUGUAUUGAUCAGUUAAAAAGACUAGAUAGAUAUGAAAUAAUAAGUGAAAAUAGAUUAAAACAAUGCAUAAAUGAUCCCUAUGGAGCUUGAAACAAAAUAAAAAGAUUAUUGAAUAAAAACAAACUGGUCUUACCAAUGAAUGCAUUUGAGAUUCAAUCUUGAACAAAAGAAUUUGAAGAUCAAUUUAGGAGUACGAUAUCUUUUAUUCCACAAGCAGGUUGUCUAGAAGAUGAACUUUGAAACUCAAAAAAGAUUGAGAAUAUUAUUAAAUCUUUGCCUAACAGAAAAGCUCCUGGACCAGAUAAUAUAACGAAUGAAAUAAUAAAAAAAGGAGGAGAUAUAAUGGUAGAAGCAAUAACACAUUUUUUAAAUACUUGCAGAAAUUUAUGGUAUACCGGAUGUUGCAAAUGAAGCUAAGACUAUUCUUAUAUAUAAAGGUAAAGGAAAUCAUAAAGAAUUGAAGAAUCACAGACCUAUAACAUUAAUGAACAGUUUUAUGAAGAUUCUUGACAAGGCUGAACUAAGAAAAAUUGAAAACAACGUUAAGAUCUCAGAUAGACAACAUGGGUUUAGAAAAGGAAAAAUCAUGCAUAGCACAAAGUUUCUUACUGAAAAAUACCUUAGAAUAUCGAAAAUAUUAUAAUAAAGGGAAAAAGAGUGAUUCAUAUAUACUUUUUAUAGAUUUUUCGAAAGCAUAUGAUUCUGUGGAUAGAACUAAACUCAUGGAAAAGAUAAAAAGUAAGAGAGUCACAGAUGAUAGUUGAAAAUCAAUCUCUCCCAGAUGAUUAAAGGAGAAAAGACUACCUUAAUAAUCAACGGAAAUGAAACAUUUAAAAUCGAUAUUACUAAAGGGUUAGACAAGGAAGUGCGAUUUCUCCAUUAUUAUUUAAUAUCUAUAUCGAUGAUAUUGAAAAUGUAACAAAAGAUAUUAGCCUAGAAUUAAUUGAAAACGAGAAUUUAUACUCAAAAAUAAAUUUUCAAUAUGCAGAUGAUACAGCUUUUAUUACAGGAAAAUGUGAGGAUCUACAGUCAAUUCUUAAUAAUCUUAAAAAAUGAACAGAAGAAAAUGGUAUGGAUUUAAAUAUAGGACCUGAAAAAAACGCAUUGAUGACAAUUAUUAAUAGAAAAACAGAAAAAAUACCCUCCAAAAAUUACCCAAACUACAUUUUAAAAGAACUGAAAUUCCAAUAGUUGAUAAAUAUAAAUACUUAGGAAUUGUUUUUUAAAGGAAAUUUUAAAAAUCAACAGGUUUAGAUCAAUCACAAUAUGCUUAUUUAAAAAAUAAAGCAAUAAGUACAUGUAGUUCAUUUAUACCAGCAACUAGAAAAAUGCUAAAUAUCCCAACUACAACAUUAAUUAACUGCUAUAAAGCAAUAUUUCUUCCGAGAUGCACAUAUGGAUUGGAAAUUUGCUCAAGAAAAAGAAGUAAAACUGCAAUUAUUUUUAUCCAAAGAAUGUUCAAUAAAAUUAUUAGAGAAUGUUGCCACGUAUACAGCAAAACACCAAUAGAGCCUAUAUUACUUGAUUUUAAAUAUUCCUACAGUCGAACAAUAUAUUGAUCAAAAAUCAUUGAUAUUUCUACAAAAGAUAUAUGAAAUGAACUCAUAUUCUGAAAUUUCAUUACAUUUUCUUAAAAAUUUAAAGGACAGAAUAACACCAACUCAAGAUUUAUAUGCAAAUUUAUUGAGCAAGUAUGAAUUAAAUUUACCAUAUCGGUACUCUGACAAUGAAGUAAAUUGAAUUAACAAAGACUGAAAGAAAGACGUCAAAUUAAAAGUUAAAAGAUACUGGCAAAAAAUACAUGAAAAAGAAAUUGAUAAAAAGAUUACACUAAAAACGUACAAAUUCUUAAGAGAGAUUAACCUUAACUCUAAAUGUCAACUGCGAUUUUGAAAUCUAAUUAAAAACUUGGUAAGUGAAGCGAGAAUUAAAGCAGCAUGAAGAUACGCAGCAGGACCUGCACAAACUCUAACAGCCCUAAGACACUCAAAGAAAAAUCAAAAUAUUAAUCAAAAUGAUAUGUGUAAUUUAUGUAAAACGAAAGAAACAGAGAAACACAGCAUAAAUAUAUGUAUAAAAUACAAGAAUGAAAGAAGAGAUUUUAUCAAUCAUUUAAGAGAUAUUAUUGGAGUAAAUUACGAAAGAACCACACCAUAAUCUAUGACUCAUAAGUGAUGUAUCUCAAUUAAAAGAAUUAGCAAACCUUCAGGAAGAAAUUAUGAGAAAAAAUUUGACCGAAUGAAGAAAAUGAUUUUCGUAACUGCACAGGAGUUAUUUUGGGCCCAGAAAAUUCACCUUAUGAAGGAGGAAUGUUUUUUAUUAAAAUUGUAUUUCCAGAAGGCUAUCCUAUGGUUGCUCCAAAAAUCACUUUUAUGACAAAAAUCUAUAAUCCAUGCAUUGAUUCUCAUGGUCAAGUUGAUCUUUGUGUUCUACAUGAUCACUGGUCACCUGCUUUAACAACAGGGAAAACUCUGCUUUCUAUUAUGUCUUUAUUGACGGAUUUUAGCGCAGAUGACCCUUUAGUGCCUGAUAUUGCUCAUAUAUAUAAAAGUGAUAGGCAAAGGUAUGAAUCUAUAGCAAGAGAGUGGACAAGAUUAUACGCAUUAUAA
Messenger RNA from Blepharisma stoltei, 3642 nucleotides. NCBI's taxonomy places the organism in Eukaryota, Ciliophora, Heterotrichea, Heterotrichida, Blepharismidae. The record is from the annotation of a GenBank genome assembly.